AUAUAACUAAUAGCCGUAUUUAAAAGGUUAUUUGCAAAAUACGAUUAAAAAUAUUUCUAAAUGACUUAUUCAAGGAGUUCGUCCACUAAUUAAGAAUUAUGUUGGUAUGUUAGGUUAUCCAACAUGGCACCGAUUUAGAAAUGUCCUCAUGUUAAAUAAAUUGCCUCAGAAAUCCAAAUAUAUUUAAUCUAAAUUUGAUGCUCUGUUGUCGAUUAUUCAUGGCUGCCUUGUACGCGUCAUCACCCCGCGUCCGCAAGGAAAUAUCACGCAGCCUGAACCACACAUGUUUGUUGUAAAUAACUCACUUUUCCUGGCGAGAUUGAACUGAAAUGGCACCGACAGAUGAAAAAAUGAAGACUAAGAAGUUCACUGCGAAAGGUGGCAACUGGAAGAAACCACAAAAUAACGCACAGGGUGUCCAGAAGAAGAGAAAAUGGAUCUCCGAGCACAAAUUAUACCAAGGCAGCAUUCAGGAAGGUCAGGGGUUUGCUUUUAAGAGGAAGGAAAAAGUCAAACAUGAGUACAACAAGCUGCUGCGGAAGGAGGAGAAGAAGAAGAACCCAGAGUCCAGAGCGCGGUACAGGGAGGAGUACCCAGAACACCUCAGGCAUCUGUACGAGGCCGAGGCUGAGAAACUGAAGAACGAGGCCUGGACCCACAGACUGAACAGGACUAAACUGAGGAUGAAAGGGCAGGAGAAGGGAGAGGAGGUGGCUGAUGAUGAUGAUGCUCCUGCUGCUCCUGAGGCUGCUGAUCCAGAUCCAGAAGUAACUGUUGGAUCGGAGCCGACAGAUUCUGUCACUGUGAACCCAGAACCAGCAGCAGCUUCAGAGAAAGACAGUCUUCCGAUGAGCAACCGCAUGAGGAAAAAACUGCAGAAGAAAACGUCCUUCCAGAAGACAAAAGAGGAAUUUGAGUCAAACAGAGAAAAAUGGAAAAAGAAGAAAGAGGAGUUCCUGAAGAACAAACAGCAGAAAGAAGAAGCCAUUCAGAAGUACAAACAGAAGAAGAUGGAGACGUUUCAGAUGCUGAGCAAAAAGACCAAGAAGGGACAGCCCAACCUCAACCUCCAGAUGGAGUAUUUGCUUCAAAAGAUCACCCAGAGGACUGAUCAAUAACUGGAGAAUCAGUGGGAGAAGAGACUUGGACUGUGGCGUUACACAACACUGUUACCUGAGGACAAUCAGGAUGCGUUUCACACAGUAACACUCUUUUCAGUGGCGAGAGUAGUAAUCUAAAAGCCUCUUUACUUCUGCAGUGUGUGGUGUUUUUUGUUUUUUUUCUUCAUUAUUUUGCCUUGAAAGACAAAUUCUGUGGCUCAGUUUAAUCUCCGACCACUAGAUGGCGCUGUAAGACAUGAAGAGACGGGAAACAUGCUCAUGUAAUACAGUUUUUAAACAAUGUUAUAAAGUUUAAUUAAAAAAUAAAAGAUUUUACUUUACCUUUUACACAAUAUGGCAGCCAUUUAUGGAUUAUUAUACUAAAUAUAACCCCAUGAAAAAUUAACAAAUGUACAUUUUGGAAAACUUGACAUCCUCCGAGUUGUAUUAUUAAUAUUUAAAUCUUUUUUAUUUGUUAACCUUAUUUUUGUUUUGAUAUUUGAUUUGACUCCACCUAGGUUUUUUU
Messenger RNA from Centropristis striata (black sea bass), 1626 nucleotides. RefSeq names its product coiled-coil domain containing 59 (gene ccdc59). The transcript has 4 exons. NCBI's taxonomy places the organism in Eukaryota, Metazoa, Chordata, Actinopteri, Perciformes, Serranidae. The coding region runs from base 330 to 1118 and encodes 262 amino acids. Gene Ontology annotation, cellular component: nucleus. The record is from RefSeq and is a predicted model, not a curated record.